AUGGGAAGGAGGGGAAUUCGGUUCAGGAAAGAUCAUAUAAGCGAUCUGCCUCAAAGUAUUAUCGAAACCAUACUCACAAAGAUGCCAUUAAGAGAUGCUGUAAAAACAAGUAUAUUAUCUUCUAAAUGGAGAUACAAAUGGGCUACACUUACACGCCUUAAGUUUGAUGAUAAAUGUGUAUCCGGGACUCGAGAUAGAUCACUUGCAAAGAACAAUCUCGUAAAUUUUAUCAAUCGGUUUCUUUUUCUUCACGAUAGUCCAAUCAAUGGGUUCGCUUUAUCUACUACUUAUCUACGAAGCUCCCCCAAUAUAGAUCAAUGGCUGCUUUUCUUAUCAAGAAAAGAUGUUAAAGAAUUGGUUCUUGAGUUUAAAAACAAGUUGUUUAUAAGAGCACCUUCGUGUCUUUAUUCUUGUCAAAAACUGGUUCGUUUGAAGAUUGUUAAUUGGGAGUUGCCCCCUCCAUUAUCUUUUAAAGGGUUCCCAUUUUUGAAACACCUUAUUCUUCAACAAGUUAGUAUUGCUCCAGAUGCUAUUCAGACUCUUAUUUCAGGUUGCCCGCUUCUUGAGAGCUUGAAUUUAUUGUCUAAUGAUGUUUUAGAACUCACAAUUCGUGCUCCAAACCUAAAGGAUUUAAUCUUGGAAGGUAAUUUUAAAGAAUUAUCUCUGGAGAAUACUGCAAAGUUAGUUGCUAUAUGUGUCAAUCUAUACAUGAACAAUAUAAUUGUCCAACAUUUCGACCAAAGUUCAAGUUGUAAUUUUGACAAGUUUCUUGGUGGGGCAUUGUCCCUUGAGAGGUUUAUCGGACGCUAUUACUUUACGCUUUAUAUGAGUAUAGGUAACACCUUCGGGAAAACACAAAUGAAGUACCAACAACUAAAGGUUAUUGAACUCUAUGACGUAAGCUUUAAGAACAUUAAAGAAGUAAUGGUGGUUCUUCGUUUGAUUUUAAAUUCCCCUAAUCUUCAAGAACUUCAAAUUUCGGGUGCAUGGGUGUCAUCAACUGCAACAGAAGCUCCCGCUUUGGAUUUCUGGGAGAAGGAAUGCCCCUCUGACUCCACAUUUGAAAGGCUUAAGAUGGUAAAGAUGACACAUAUGCAUGGUAUUCCACUCGAGAUUAGAUUGAUAGGGUUUCUGCUUGAGAGUUCACCAGUUCUUAAGACCAUGAGCAUCACCCCGAGAGUGUACAUGAGUACCAAGGACAGAUCAAGCUUUUUGAUCGAGUUAUUGAGGUUUAAACGAGCAUCAACAGAAGCUGAAAUCAUAUUUGUUAAAGAUGAGAUGUUUUAUGAACUUCGUGCUAAUGGACAGUUUUGA
Messenger RNA from Lactuca virosa, 1314 nucleotides. The record is from the annotation of a GenBank genome assembly. NCBI's taxonomy places the organism in Eukaryota, Viridiplantae, Streptophyta, Magnoliopsida, Asterales, Asteraceae.